This is a messenger RNA of Oncorhynchus gorbuscha (pink salmon), 4664 nucleotides long. Its product is annotated as FK506-binding protein 5. The transcript has 8 exons. Bases 182 to 2818 code for a protein of 878 amino acids. The record is from RefSeq and is a predicted model, not a curated record. Gene Ontology annotation, molecular function: peptidyl-prolyl cis-trans isomerase activity; protein binding. Lineage: Eukaryota; Metazoa; Chordata; Actinopteri; Salmoniformes; Salmonidae.
UGCACCGGGCUGCUUCAGGACACCAACACACUCCCUCCUCACUAGACUAAUUAGGGAGAGCAGGGGAGAGAGUCUAAAUUCACACACUGCUGCUUCGUCCCCCUGCAGUGUAGCCCCAGGGUUUAAACCACACCUUUUUUACCUAGCCACAGUUUAGAGAAAAGGAAGUUCGGGAGCGAAAAUGGAGGAGACGUACCUGCUGAACUACCCAGGAGUCAAGAAGAAGAUUCUGGCAGGUGGGAAUGGCCCAAUGCCCCACUUUCCACCGGGGACCAAGCUGGUGUUCCACUUCCAGACGCUGUUGGACAACUUUGAGCGCACGGUGAUUGACGACAGUCGUAAAGCCAAAGCCAAAGUGCCAAUGGAGAUCUUUGUGGGGAAGAUGUUCAAGAUGGAGGUGUGGGAGACUCUGCUGACCUCCAUGAGGAUCGGAGAGGUGGCUGAGUUCUGGUGCGAUGCUGUUCACACAGGCUUGUACCCUAUCGUGUCCAAGGGGAUGAGGCUGAUUGCCCAGGGCAAGGACCCGCUAGAGGGCCAGAGGCACACGUGUGGCAUGGGGAACAUGUUCCACUACAACACUACUGGCUGGCCUGAGCUGGAUGAACUGAUGAGGACACCUCAGGCACUGAUCUUCAUCAUGGAGCUCAUUCAGGUGGGAGACCCCUUCUCGUACAAGCGGGAGUCGUGGAUAAUGGACAAGGAUGAGAAGAUGAAGGAAGUGCCCUCGCUCCACCUGCAGGGCAAUGCGCUGGUCAGACAGGGACACUUCAGAGAGGCUGCCAAGAAGUACCAGGAAGCUGUGGUGCUACUCCGGAUUGUACUGUCCAAGGAGAUGCCAGGUGAUGAGGACUACAUAGCCGUGGACAGGCUCAUCACCCCCCUAGUGUUGAACUACUGUCAGUGCAUGUUGGAGCUGGAGGAGUACUAUGAGGUUCUGGAGCAUACCAGUGACCUGAUACACAAACACAAAGACUGUGUCAAGGCGUACUACAAGAGGGCCAAGGCCCAUGCUGCAGUGUGGAACGAGAAGGAGGCCAAGAGAGACUUCAACAUGGUGGCCAACCUGGACAUCACUCUGGCCCCUCUGGUGCACAAAGAGCUGAGAUUCCUCGCUGACAGACUGAAGGAGAAAUACUGGGAAGAGAAGGAGAAAUACUGGAACUGCCUGGAGCAAGAGGAGAAGGAGGGGAAGAAAGCGGAAGAUGAGGAGAAGGAAGAUGAAGAGGGCAAGAAAGAGAAGGAUGGUGAGAGCACAGUGACCAAGGUGAAAGAUAAGGAGAAAAGCAAAGAUAACUCCGCCUCUUCCAAAGAGGAAGUGAAAGAUGUCAAGGAUGACAAGCAGAAUGAGACAGGGUGGAAAAAGGCUAUAGAGAAGGAUGGAACAACCAUUACUGCUACAGUGAAGGAUAAGGCUAAAGUGAAGGAUAGAACUGCCAAUCAGGCUACAAUGAAGGAUGAAACAGCCAAUAAGAGGACAGAGAGCACCCCGGAAACCCAGCUAGAGACCAAUCAGAGUGCUCUGUCUGUGAUAGAGGGGAUGGACUGGCAGCAGAAGUUACGACACAUCAUGUUCCUGGAAAAGGAGGGUAACUUCCUGCUUACAGAACAGAAACACAGCGAGGCCACAACAAAGUUCAAGGAGGCUCUGGAGUACGUGGACUUCAUUCAAAACAAGGAGGUGUGCUAUAAAGACAGGAGGGAGGACUGGGACUCUCUGGAGAAGGUGCGUGUGCCGAUCACUCUCAACCUCAGCCAGUGUCUGCUGGAGCUCAGGGACUACCAGGAAGUGGUGGUGCUCAACACCAAGCUGCUCAAGAAACACAGAGAUAACUUCAAGGCAGUGUACCAGCGGGCCAGAGCCCACUCGGCUCUGUGCAACGAGGAGGAGGCCAGGAAUGACUUCCAGAAGGUGGAACGUCUGGAGCCCAGGUUCAAGCCCAUCGUCAAUCAGGAGAUGAAGAGGUUGGGCGAGAACCUCCGGAACAAGCACAUCAUCGACAAGAAGAACUACUGGGAAGCUACAGAGGAAAAGUGGGGCCUCGGGGGCACCAAGACCAAAGCCAGGAAAGUAAAGAAGACAGUGAAGUUUCAAGAGGAGAAAAAAGUAGAGGGGAGCAUUCAGAAAGAAGGGGAACCAGGGAAGACUGUAAAAGAGGGAGGUAGUGAUGGAGUGAGAGAGGAGAAGAAACCAGAGGGAAAAGGAGAGGAGGGGAGUGCGAAGAGUGCGGAGAAAGCAGCCAUUGCUGAGAAAGAGGGGGGCAGUGGUGGAGUGGAGAAGGAUAGUGGGAAAAGAAGAGUGAGUAUAGAGGUAGAGAGAGAUGGACAGGCAGGGUUAGUUAACAGAGCAGGAGAUAAAGAGACCGAUAUGGCACAGACCAAUGAAGGCAGAGAUAAUGUAGCCACAGAGAGAUCAGGGAAGGAUAAGGCUGUGAAAAAGGGAAAAUGUCACUUAACUGCCACCCAGGAAGUAACCAAGGGAAGCACAGGGAACAAAGGCACCAAUGAGAGUACAAGAAGCAAAGCCAUUCAAUCCGAAUCGACCAAUAGGAGUCCAUUAGCCACCGCUGCCCUCCCUAACCCACAGGCCACAGAGGUACUUCCAGAGGUAGCUGAGGAGAGAGUCGGGUUAGACACACAGAUCAGCAGACCUAACAAAGGAGAGGCAGGGGAAAGCAAAAUGAAUGAAGGGAGUAAAUCAGAGGGAAAGAGUUGUGACGAACAGCUGUGUUCAUCGGAGGGGGCGAGCCACACCAAAUCUGGGGUCUCGACUGGAAACCCGUCUUUCAAGUCCAAGCGUAAACACAAGAAAAAGAAAUGAAGGAUGCUCUGGCAUUGAUAUGAUCGUUAAGAAUCAUGUGAUGAUUCUCAUAAUUCAAUUCAGGAUCAUCGCUUGAGGCAUACACCCAACACAAGCAGACGUUCUGUGUAGCAAAUACAAAUUUUAUUUAUCCUUUUGUACACAAAGAGUAGAAAGCAGCCAGUAACCCACUCGUUAUUAAAAAGGCAUUUCUUUCACAAACGUUUUAUACAGAUUAAAAACCGGCCGGGAGGACAGCAAUAGGGAGGAAUGUUAGUACAGUACAUAAACAAUGAAAUAAAUGGCAUUGACACAUUAGCCAAACAAAUCAUCACGUAAUGAGGCGUGGUAAUGUUAGUUUAAAAAAAUUGACUUCAGAUCGAAAUUAAAAUAGAGAUGAUGAGUGUUUUUUUUUUUUUUUUUUCCGGCAGCGAGGCAUCUGCCUGUGUCGUAGCAUAGGCUAGUGUAUGUUGUCAUAGCUCUGAUUCCCGUAAUAGUUCAGGUGAUUCAUGGCCCUGCCGUGUUACAGAGCGCCAAACAACCCUCGCUGUGUCUCGUAAACGAUGCCAGAGUGCACAGAACUCAAACAUGGAAGGUCUCGCAGCUUGCAUGUUGGGAUAAAUGAGCGUGCUCGUUAACGGGUUGACCCCACCAUAUAUAGCAGGGGGCACCACCCGUUGGCCAUGUUCUCUAAACUCUCUCUGCCUCGCUCUGUCUCCAGAGAAGAGCGCUUUCUCUUCAAUCCAACUGAAGAUGGUGGGGCUAGUUCCCCAGCGUGCGGUCACGCUACGGGGAGUUACUGGUUCUAUUUUAUUUUAGAACAUUAGAUGCCUCAGAUGGAUAAUCACAUGACUACAGAGAGACGUGGUGUGGGCAGUAUAAUUCAUUGUUAACACUCCCUCAGAGAAAAAAAAACGCUUUUGGUGGGUUAGUCUUCAGGGGGCCACUACAAAGACAGUAGUGGCUUCUGGGAGUUUGAGUAAGAGGGGCACAGUGAAGAGCUACAGCUCUGCUGCAUUACAAACAGAUCAUAUGAAUAUACAGUGUCAAGAAUUAGUAUGUGAACCCUUUUGGAAAUACCUGGAUUUCUGCAUGAAUUGGUCACAAAAUUUGAUCUGAGCUUCAUCUAGGUCACAACAAUAGACAACUGAACACUGAACACACAGUGUAAACAUUCACAGUGCAGGGUGGGAAACGUUUGUGAAUCCUUCGCUUUAAUAACUGGUUGACCCUCCUUUGGCAGCAAUAACCUCAACCAAACAUUUUCUAUAGUUGUGGAUUAGACCUGCACAACAGUCAGGAGGAAUUUUAGACCAUUCCUCUUUACAAAACUGCAAAAGUUCAGCAAUAUUCUUGUGAUGUCUGGAGUGAACUGCUCUCUUGAGGUCAUGCCACAGCGUCUCAAUGGGGUUGAGGUCAGGACUCUGACUGGGACACUCCAGAAGGCAUAUUUUCUUCUGUUGUAGAUUUUCUGUUGGUUUACUUCUGUGUUUUGGGUCGUUGUCCCGUUGCAUCACCCAACUUCUAUUGAGCUUAAAUCGGAGGACAGACAGCCUAACAUUCCCCUGCAAAUAAACGUUGGAAUUCAUUUUUCUGUCUGACAGUAAGCUGUCAAGGUCCCGAGGCAGCAAAGCAGCCCCACACCAUGAUGCUCCCUCCAACAUACUCUUCAGUGGGGAUGAGGUUUUGAUGUUGGUGUGCUGUGCCUUUUUUUCUCCACAUAUAGUGUUGUGUGUCCAUUCCUAACAACUCAACUGUAGUUUCAUCUGUCCACAGAAUAUUUAGCCAGUUGAGCUGUGGAACAUCCAGGUGCACUUUUGCAAACUUCAGACGUGCAGCAAUGUUUUUUUUAACAGCAGUGGCUUCU